AUGAUGAUGAAGAAGUCGUCCCCGAAUCGCCACCUCAAGAGCUCAAGCGCAAAAAAAAACAAGGGGAAGGGGAAGGCGGUUGAAACCGUAGCCGAAACCUUGCCCAAAGGCGGUUCGAGAGCAAAGCCAAGACCUUGGACAAAAAUAGAGGAGGAAGCGCUAGUAAUGGCGUUUGUUAAGUCCUCAACUUGCCCGAUUAUCGGGAACAACCAAACGGGUAGUAGUUUUUGGAAGGCGACAACGGAAAGAUUUAACGGGAUUAUGGAGCAAGGCCCGAUGCGUGAUCUCGAUUUCGUCUCGGGCAAGUGGCGUAAAAUGAGCAAGGCCAUCAAUACCUUUAGCGGGUAUUAUAACCAAAUUUACACUAAGCCUCCUAGUGGGAGUAACGACGAGGACAUUCUUAACCUUGCUUUGGCUAAGUGGGACUCUAAAAAUUCAACGUCUUUCCCACACCUCCGAGCAUGGAACAUUUUAAAGAAAGAAAAUAAAUAG
Molecule: messenger RNA, 492 nt
Organism: Helianthus annuus (common sunflower)
Lineage: Eukaryota; Viridiplantae; Streptophyta; Magnoliopsida; Asterales; Asteraceae
Product: glutathione S-transferase T3-like
Exons: 2
Coding region: 1-492 (163 amino acids)
Source: RefSeq, a predicted model, not a curated record